Molecule: messenger RNA, 1372 nt
Organism: Prunus mume (Japanese apricot)
Lineage: Eukaryota; Viridiplantae; Streptophyta; Magnoliopsida; Rosales; Rosaceae
Source: RefSeq, a predicted model, not a curated record
CUGCAGGUCGAAGGUGGUAUGCAGGACUUGAAAGAUAAACAAGAGAUAUCAGAGGCUAAGCUGCAGCUUGCAACUCUUCAAAUGUUAAAGGGUCACCAGCAAUUGGAAAACCAAAGGAGCAAUGUACAAACAAUUUCAACUCAGGGAGUAUUGUCAUCUGCCCCUCAACAAAGCCACCAACCACAUUCAACUCCUGUUGCUGGUCUACAACUUUCUUCUUUUCCUCCUAAUGUUCCCCCAAUCCAACCUCAUCAGAAUUUGCCACCAGCACCUGCAGCACAAGUUCAUACCCACUCACCUCAGAAUCAAAUCCCUUCUGUUCAACAGACAGAUUCUAACUACUCGCCACCUGUGUUGAAUCCACAACCCGCACCUCAGAUAUACUAUAUGCCUCAAGUUCAGCAGUCGCUACCACCACCCAUAGCACCAUAUCAAUAUUAUCCACCAGCACCACAUCUUUCACCAACCUCACAAUUACAACGGCUACCUCAAUUGCACCCGCCUCUCAAUGCAGUUGAUCCACGAGCCCAGUCUUCAUUGGUUCAUAAUCCUGGAGAAACCCCCUACAUGUUAUCACAAAGAUAUCCUCCAAGCAUGCACAAAUCCCCUAAUGCAACUGGCAUGACUCUCCCAACCCAACAACAGUACAUGGGUUCUUUCCAGUAUACGCAUGAUCAAUCCACAAGAAAUCAUUGUUCAGAUUUAUCUGCUGGGCAUAUGCAACCAGUUCAACAUUCAACUCUUGAUGAUUUUUAUUCCCAUGAAGGAUCUCCAUCUCACAACAGCGGUUCAAAAACGAAACACUCACAAAUCUUGCCAGCCUCUUUAGACCGUUCUGGUGGAAGCAGCAUUUCGAGACUGCCAACUGCCCAGGUGUUGCCAUAUGCAAUACCUAUGGCCUCGAGUAUGGAUAAGGAGUCAAGUUCUGGUGCGACUGGAAACAGAAUACCAAUUGAUAAUGUCGUUGAUGAGGUUGUAACAAUGGGAUUCCGAAGGGACAUAGUCAGAGCAACAGUGAAGAAAAUGACUGAGAAUGGGCAAUCAGUGGACAUUAAUGUUGUGCUGGAUAAGCUGAUGAACAAUGGAGAAGUUGAACCCCAAAGUGGUGGAUUUGGCCGGUAAUAUGCUGAUGUUGUUGAUAUGAUUUAUGAAGUAUAUUUAAUUAUAUGUUUUUAUUUUAGUUGUUCUUUUUCUUUUUUACUCUGUUGUUUUGCAAUGUGCUUCUAGAUCUGGAUCAAUGUAUAAUUAUCCCCCUGUCUUUGCUUUCCUUUUCUUUAUUUAUUGAUGUAAAUAGUGUGUAAAUAUAAAGCGACUGGUGACUUGAAAUUUGUUGUGUGUUUCAUGUGAAUGUAAAUUACUAGCUUUCACCAAA